Messenger RNA from Cottoperca gobio, 2994 nucleotides. RefSeq names its product double C2-like domains, alpha (gene doc2a). Gene Ontology annotation, cellular component: extrinsic component of synaptic vesicle membrane; synapse. The coding region runs from base 102 to 1598 and encodes 498 amino acids. Gene Ontology annotation, biological process: regulation of calcium ion-dependent exocytosis; spontaneous neurotransmitter secretion; exocytosis. Lineage: Eukaryota; Metazoa; Chordata; Actinopteri; Perciformes; Bovichtidae. The transcript is spliced from 11 exons. The record is from RefSeq and is a predicted model, not a curated record.
CCUCCAUGCACUUCCUCUUCUUCCUCCAGCAAGCCGCUCUCGUCUCCCCCCUCUGCUCCCUGUUUUAUGUCAACUUGAACUAUUCGUGCAUUUAAUAUCUAAUGAUACACAUAGAGCACACUCUCUCCCUCUCUCUCUUAUUGUCUCCCCCCCCUCCUCUUUCCCUCUGUUUCUGCUUCCUCUCUUCGCCACCUGUUAGUCAGUCUCCCUCUCCUCUCCGCACUGGAAUCCCCUCUUUUUUUAUGAGGAGUUUCACGCUCGCACUACCAGUGAGCCCUAUGACUGUGCGAAAAGGAAAAACGUUAGCCGUCUCCAUCCAGGAGCACAUGGCCAUCGACGUAUGCCCGGGCCCUAUACGCCCCAUCCGUCAAAUCUCUGCCUACUUCCCUCGCCUUUCGCCCACUUCCUCCUUCUCCGAGCCGCUCUCGCCCAAUCAGGUGGCAGCUCCCACCACGCUCAGCCCUGGCAUCGCAGGCCAAAGUGGGGGGGCGGCUGUCGGACGAGGAGGAGGGAGCAGCAGCCUGUUGUCACCUCUGUUACCAGGUGCGGUGGGCGGAGGGGGCUCACUGUCAGCCAUGAGCAGCAUGGACACCUCCAUCGAGAUCGACAGCUGUGACAGCGAUGAUAACACCUCCUUGGGGACGUUAGAGUUUGAGCUUCUGUACGAGAGAGCGACCAGCUCCUUACACUGCAUGGUCCUAAAAGCAAAGGGUCUGAAGCCGAUGGAUUUCAACGGCUUGGCUGAUCCUUAUGUCAAGCUGCACCUGCUGCCAGGUGCCUGCAAGGCCAAUAAACUGAAAACCAAGACCGUUCGCAACACGCUGAACCCCGUGUGGAACGAGAAGCUCACCUACUGCGGGAUCACCGAGGAAGACAUGUCCCGCAAAACCCUCCGGGUGUCCGUGUGCGACGAAGACAAACUGACACAUAAUGAGUUCAUCGGGGAGUCGCGAGUGGCCCUGCGUCGCGUGAAGCUUGACCAGACCAAACACUUUAACAUCUGCCUGGAGCAUCCACCUCCUCUGCCUUCACCGACUGCCAUGAGCACGGCCCUGAGAGGAAUCUCCUGCUACCUGCGAGAGUGGGAGACCGAGCAGCAGAGAAGUCUAGAGGAGAGAGGCCGUUUGCUGCUCUGCCUGCAGUACUUCCCCCCGGCUAGUGAUGAGGAUGUGAAGGGCGAGGCCAAGGAGAGGGCUCGUGGCGGGCUGUGUGUGGGCGUCAAACGCUGCGCCCACCUGGCAGCCAUGGACGUCAACGGCUUCUCAGACCCCUACGUUAAAACGUACCUCAAGCCAGACGUUCAGAAGAAAUCCAAGCACAAAACAGCGGUGAUAAAGAAGACUCUCAACCCGGAGUUUAAUGAGGAGUUCUUCUAUGAAAUCACCUUCUCAGAGUUAGCCACCAAGACGCUGGAGGUCACAGUGUGGGACUACGACCUGGGAAAGUCCAACGACUUCAUAGGCGGCAUGUCCUUAGGGUGUCACUCACAGGGAGACACUCUGCAGCACUGGAUAGACUGUCUGAAGAACAAGGGCAAGAAGGUGGAGCGCUGGCACACGCUGACCAACGAGCUGCCUGGAUCCACACUGCAGGAAUGAACUCAUCCUCUUCCGCUGCACUGACACCGGAGAGACCGCCUAAAGAGAGACGCUUCAUCGCAUGCUCUGAGGGGUUUUCUGCAUGACUAUGAAGGAUUCAUAUCCGACUUACUUUGUGCCAUAAAUGAGAUCAUAAUUCAUAACAGCAUACUCAAAGGGGGGGGUCACAUCAGAGAUCAAUACUCUAAUUGUGGAUCUAAAUAGAGCUGAUGCUAAUCCACACCGCAGAGCUAUCAUCAGGUGAAUAUUCAUAAUCAUAUUCAUAGGGAUCCAUGUCCCUUUUGUGAAUGUCAUGUCAAUCUAAAUGCUCGUCUGCGCUACUCCACACCGGUCAGAUCUCAAUUAACAAGAGAAAUUGAAAUCCUGCAAGAAAAUAUAAUGAAGGAGAAAGCUGAAUUAUUCUGCGGUUUGACUCUCACGUCAAGGUUCACCUGUUAUUAUUACAUUCGUUAUUUUCACAACUCCACCUUAUGACCAUCCGUUUCAAAGCUCACAUACCUCUCCCCUGCAAUAAUGUUUCAUCAAAUGCUUCCGAAAGACCUCCAAGGUGGUCUUAACACUGCCUGACAUUUUGUAUCUAUCAAUCUGAUCGCCAUUGGAUUGCCUGCAGAAAACAAGAGAGACUAUUGGUUCUUCCAUGUUGAUGGUUCGUGUCAGUUAUUUGCAUGUUUGGUGUUGAUGGAGAAAACUAAAAGACAAAUAUGUGCCAGGCUCUGCUGCAGGAUGUUCAUCAUUGUGUUGCUCCCAAUUCUCCUGAGGUGUGUUGCUCUGAUUAACGGUAUACGAGUAGUUUUAUUUGAAUUUAAUUCAAGGGUAUUUUUUUCAAUGCUGUUCAGUUGUUUGAUGUGUCAACUCUAAUUUCACAGUGUCAGUUUCAUGUUGGUGACACGUCCAUGUUGACCCAAUUUGCUUCACAGUCCGUAAUUUGUAUGGAGGAAAAGAAGGUUGUAAUUAACGGAAAUGUUUCAGAGCAGGUUGGUUUAUGGAGAGCUGUGCAUGGUCAUACUGUGACACACCGUGAAUAAAAUUGUCAGCCUUUUGUUUGAUAUCUAAAUAACAAAUAUGAAUGGUGUAUAGAGCACAGUGUCGUCUGAUAAUGGAUCCAUGGCUGCUGCUUUACUAGAAAGUUGCAGGUUUUAUCUCAUGUGGUUAAAGAGGCAUGCUGAUAUUACCAGUGGUGUUUAUAUGUAAAUAUAAAGUGUUUCACUUGCUUUGGAUGUUUGUCUUUUGGAACUUAAAGUGCGCAUGAUUGUUUCUUUUUUCAUAAAACAUUCAUAUUGAUUAAUUGUAUGCAUCCCUGAAUUUCUAUUAUAUUUGUUCCAAAGUGGCCUCUUUGAAUCUCUAAUGUUGACAUGCAGCUCACCGACGAUUCAAUAAAGCCAACACUGCCAUCCAG